Messenger RNA from Orbicella faveolata, 2891 nucleotides. RefSeq names its product inner nuclear membrane protein Man1-like. Gene Ontology annotation, biological process: nuclear envelope organization; negative regulation of BMP signaling pathway. The record is from RefSeq and is a predicted model, not a curated record. Gene Ontology annotation, molecular function: chromatin DNA binding. NCBI's taxonomy places the organism in Eukaryota, Metazoa, Cnidaria, Anthozoa, Scleractinia, Merulinidae.
UUUUCUCUGGCACUGGUUUUCAUGCUUUUAACCAGCAAUGUUAUAAAACAAUUGGUUCGUGCUAUUAGCCGAGCAGUAUCAAGUUAUGGUGCAUUUGGGAAGUUUGGAGAGCCGGCUCAAGAAGUUAUAAUUGCUCUCAGCUAUCUUUUCGAGUAACUCUUAUUACACUGCUUUCGUGAUCUCCAAACUUUCUACGUGCUUAUAACUCGAUGGUGCAAUCUAAAGCAUGAACUAGUUGUUGAUUGGGGACUCCCUGGGGUGCUCGACUUGACGAAGUGAUAGCAUAGCUAACGGGCGGAAUCAAUGGAGAGCGGAUGUAAACAAUGUGCCGUAACGAGCAGUGGGGACUUGACUGAGGGAAAAGAACAUGUAGUUGUUAUGGCAACAUACGCCAUAGCAGGGGCCCCGAGCGACACAUAUGAUACCGGUCGAAGUGUGGAGAAGGGGAGAGGGGAGGAAAAGAGAGUCAGAGCAAACUAGAGUUACUUACCGUUGCUCCAAGGAUUUUACUCUAAGCGCACUGGGCGUGUAAUGAUUCAGCGGUCCUGCCCAAAAAUUGUUAGCCGCAAUGUAGCCUGGCCUGAUGGACAGUCUUCAGAAAAUGGCGGCUAGGGACAGUAAUAUUUCUGAUGUCGAAUUGCGUCGCCAACUCAAGACUUUUGGUGAAGAUGUCGGGCCUGUGACUGAUACUACAAGGCCAUUACUUCUUCGCAAAUUGAAGCGGUUGCAGAAUGAACAAAAGAGCAAUAAGUCGAGUGCAGAAAAGCCGGCACCUAGGAGAGCUACUCCCAGGAGGUCGUUGCCCGCAACAAGAAAUCGGAGUCCGUCUCGAAAGUUGAUCGGAUUUUCGAGCGAUGAAGAAGACGCAGAACCGAAUCGUUCUGGGGGAUUAGUGGACUCAAGUAGGUUAAGGGGUAGGCGAAGUGAAGACACUACUGCCACAAACGAAUAUCCGGGACGAGGAAAGUCGAAACCGACGACUCCACAGAGAAGUAAGUUAAGGCCGCGAGAGCCAAGCUUUAUCGACAGCGUUCCUGAGAAAAUUUUAGACACUUCAGAUGGUAAUAACGUUGAAGUUUCAGAUUCCGACGGGCAAGUCUAUUCCAGAUCAAAGAGUCGCGGUAUUGGAAUAACUAGAUAUUUGCGGCCGGUAAGACGUGAAGGGGGUCGAGACGAAAGCGAAAGAUCAGAAACUUCUAUUCCAUCGACAUCGUAUGACAACAACGAACGAAGCGUAACUGCUGAUUCGGAACUGGACCUUUCACUCCAAGAGAGACCCGCUGGAGCCAGACUUGUGAAGAGAAGCUCUUUCUGGUCCUCGACAAUCAAGAUUGCUUUGGUGAUAAUCGCUAUUUGCAUGGCUGUGUUGUUGUAUAUGACCCUCAAGAGCCACUCAAGCGAAAAAAUGAUCCCAGAGUUGGUGAAGCUACCAGUCUGUCAAGGUGAAAACGAGGUGGAGAAAUAUAAUGAACCAAAGCCCCCUGAUUGUAUAACGUUGGUCAAUAUCAGCAAGGCAUAUGCAGAGUUGCUGUUUAAACAGCUAGUUGUCAAAGCAGGUUUAUUUGAAUGCCAAGAUACAAGUACAGAGAGUAGAAAUCUUUCUUUGAGAGAGUUUAAAAAACAAAUUGAGGAAGAUAAUACAUCAAGAGGGGCUCCAGAUCGAAAGAAGAUCCUCAACAGUACACUGGAACUGAUUUGUAAUAACUCUGACUGGAAAAUAAGAUUGUUCAAUGAAAGUAAUGAAGAAACAGCUAAUAUUACAAAUGUGGCAUGGAUUGACACAUCAGUUUCUGCAAAACCUAUCUUGUGUCGCAUCAGAGAAGCAAUGUCCCGCUUGGCAUAUCUCUCUUUCUUGAUUGGAUUUGCUGUCGGAGGAUUGAUGUUUGCAUAUUUUAUUGUGCGGCAAAGAUGGAGGAGAGAGGAGGAGGAGACACGACUGAUGUAUCAGUUUGUGGAGAAUAUUAUUGACAUUUUACGAGAGCAUCAUGAGGCCAGUAAAGCGGAGAAGAAUCUGUUGCCAUAUCUUCCCAUUCCUCAUGUUCGAGACAUGCUGAUUCCUCCAUCUGACAGACAGAGACUUUCCAAAGCAUGGAACAGAGCUGUUCGGUUUUUGAGUGCUAAUGAAUCCCGUAUUCGAGUGGAAAGUCAGAGGAUCGCUGGAGAGGAUUUUGAAGUCUGGCGGUGGAUUCAUAUUGGUACACCCAAACCUCACAAUCCCAAACUGUCGCUUUCAGGCUCUAAACAUGGUAAAUACUGGCAAGGACAAGCAUUUGAAAACUUUCAGUCAGCUGUAAAUCCGCCUGUGAUUAGCCCCACGCCAUGUUUGAAAAUAAGGAACAUGUUUGAUCCUGAUGUUGAAACGGAAGAUGGCUGGCAUGUGAUGAUCCAAGAUGCCAUAUUGGAGAAGUGUAUUGAGAAUGGAGCAGGUGUGGUUCAUAUAGCGGUGGACAAGAGUUCUAGCGAGGGAUGCGUGUAUUUGAAGUGUGACACUCACCAUUCAGCAGGGUUGGCCUUUAGAAGUCUUCAUGGAUGUUGGUUUGACGGUCGUCUCGUCGCUGUCAAGUAUCUAACUUUGAAGCGAUAUCACCAGCGUUUUCCAGUGGCUUUGGAGGCUACCGAACGACUGAAUCCAUCAGGAACGUCGCCUUCUUCUCUUGUUACAUUUGAUCCCGACGAAGCCGAAGACGAAGAAGACAUCAAUGAUUCAGACAUCGAGUAUUACUAACUGAACUUUCAUGCUCUUUGUUGGUGAACGCGGAUACUGUUCGUCAGGAUGGCAGACUGCGCAUGUGAUUGGCCGCCAUCUUCUAUCACGUCUCGUCCCCAGAGGCCGCACUCCUUUUGGUCCGCACCAAGAAUCGCGACCUCUGGCAAGGUCCAACACCGGAAGU